AUGGAGGAUGUUUUGACAAAGAAUCGCGGACAUCGUGAUCGUGGUCGUGGUAAGGAAGAGAGAGGUCCGGAGAAGGACAGGCGAAAGAGACGGUCUGAGAGAGUUACGAGAAGUGAUUCUGAAGAUCGGAGACGGAGUGAUAGGGAGAGGAAUAAGAGAAGCGUAUCUGGAGAAGAUGAGGAGGAGGAGAGGGAUAGACGCAGAGCCAAGGAGAAGGAAAGAAGACACCGAGAACGUGCGAAAGAGAGUGAUGAUGAUGACUUGAAACGUAGAAGAAAAGAGCUUGGAGAAGAUGACAAUGGUGAAAAGAAGGAGAAUAUAACCCGGGAAGAGGAUAAACGGAGGAGAAGACUCCAUGAGUGGCAAGAAUUGAAGAGGAGAAAACAGGAAGCUGAAACUGAAAGGAAGAUGACUGACUCCGAGAGUGGAGGUGAUGGAGAUGAAGAUGAUGAGGUAAUUGAUCCUUUAGAUGCUUUUAUGAAUAGUAUGGUAUUACCUGAGGUUGAGAAGCUUAGCAAUUCUUCUUCUCCUCCUCUAGGAAUGAACGAUGGUAUUUUGGAUUCUAAGAAAAGUGGUGACCAGCCAAAGAAAGGUUUUAAUAAGGCUCUUGGUAGGAUUAUUCAAGGUGAAGAUUCUGACUCUGAUUAUUCAGAACCAAACAAAGAUGAUGAUCCAAGUUUGGAAGAAGACGAUGAGGAGUUCAUGAAGAGAGUAAAGAAGACAAAAGCAGAGAAGUUGUCUCUUAUUGACCAUUCAAAAAUAGAGUACGAACCUUUCCGCAAAAACUUCUAUAUCCAAGUGAAGGAUAUCUCAAGGAUGACAGAGGAAGAAGUUAACGCUUACCGAAAGGAAUUGGAGUUGAAAUUUCAUGGAAAGGACGUACCAAGACCUGUAAAAUCUUGGCACCAGACUGGUCUGACCAACAGAAUAUUGGAUACAAUGAAGAAGCUUAACUAUGAGAAGCCAAUGCCUAUCCAAGCACAAGCACUCCCAAUCAUCAUGAGUGGUAGAGACUGCAUUGGAGUUGCAAAAACAGGGUCGGGUAAAACCCUUGGAUUUGUUUUGCCUAUGCUGAGGCAUAUCAAAGAUCAGCCUCCCGUUGAAGCUGGUGAGGGACCAAUUGGGCUUGUAAUGGCACCUACGAGAGAGCUUGUUCAACAGAUUAACAGCGAUAUCAAAAAGUUUGCCAAGGCAUUGGGUAUAAGAUCUGUCCCUGUGUAUGGAGGAUCAGGAGUUGCCCAGCAAAUCAGUGAUCUUAAGCGAGGUACCGAGAUUAUCGUGUGCACUCCUGGCAGAAUGAUUGAUAUUCUCUGCACAAACAGUGGGAAAAUCACCAAUCUUCAAAGGGUCACAUUUCUGGUAAUGGAUGAAGCUGAUCGUAUGUUUGACAUGGGUUUUGAGCCUCAAAUUACUCGUGUUAUUCAAAAUAUUCGACCUGACCGCCAAACUGUGCUCUUUUCUGCCACUUUUCCACGCCAGAUUGAAACUUUAGCACGUAAAGUCUUGAACAAGCCUGUAGAAAUGCAGGCUGGUGGAAGGAGUGUUGUGAAUAAAGAUAUAACUCAGUUAGUUGAAAUCAGACUGGAGAGUGAGAGGUACUCUAGGCUUGUGGAACUUGUUGAGGAAUGGUAUGAGAAAGGAAAAAUCUUGGUCUUUGUUCAAUCGCAGGAAAAAUGUGAUGCUUUGUGCAAUGAUUUGAAUAUAGAAGGUUACCGUUGUCAAUCUCUUCACGGAGGUAAGGAUCAGAUUUAUCGAGAAUCAGCUAUAUCAGAGUUUAAGAGCAGUGUCUGCAAUUUGUUGAUUGCCACAAGUGUUGCAGCUAGAGGUCUAGAUGUGAAAGAGCUUGAGUUGGUCGUAAACUUUGAGGCACCGAACCAUUAUGAAGACUAUGUGCAUCGCGUUGGCAGGACAGGCAGAGCGGGGAGGAAAGGCUGUGCUGUGACAUUUAUCUCCGAGGAUGAUGCGAAAUAUGCACCAGAUUUAGUCACGGCCCUGGAGCUUUCUGAGCAGCCAGUUCCUGAUGAUCUGAAAGCAAUUGCUGAUGGUUUCAAAGCGAAAGUGAAACAAGGUAUUGAGAAAGCCCAUGGAACUGGCUAUGGUGGUUGUGGGUUUAAAUUCAACGAAGAAGAGGAUGAAGUUAAGAAAGCAGCGAAGAGAGCACAAGCGAAAGAGUACGGCUUUGAGGAAGAAGACAAGUCUGACUCGGAAGAUGAGAAUGAUGUAGUAAGAAAGGUCGGUGGUGAUAUCCUACAACACAAACUUGCAAAGAUUCAAGCUGAAGCAAUGCCUGAACACUAUGAAGCUGAACUGGAAAUCAAUGAUCUCCCGCAGAAUGCUCGUUGGAAGGUGACUCAGAGAGAAACUUUGGGUCAAAUAUCAGAGUGGGCUGGAGCCGCGAUCACCACUAGAGGUCAGUUUUAUACGCAAGGACGUAUCCCUUUACCUGGGGAACGCAAGCUCUACUUGUUCAUUGAAGGACCUACCGAAACAUCUGUCAAGGCAGCAAAAGCUGAACUCAAGCGUUUUCUUACAGACAUCAUUACCAAUCAAGCCUUGUCGCUUCGUGGAGGACCACAGCCCGGAAGAUACUCUGUUCUAUGA
This is a messenger RNA of Arabis nemorensis, 2601 nucleotides long. NCBI's taxonomy places the organism in Eukaryota, Viridiplantae, Streptophyta, Magnoliopsida, Brassicales, Brassicaceae. The record is from the annotation of a GenBank genome assembly.